AUGGCUCCUGAUUCCACAUAUAACUUUAUGACAAAUAGUUUACCUUCACGAAAAUUAUAUGAUAAAUUAACUCAUGGAAUUCAAUCUGUGUCUAAUACAGUCGGCCUCUGCGUUGCCUAUGGUGAUAAUUCUUUAUCUAAAUACCCUCAAAUUAAGGAUUUCUGUUCAAAAUUACAAAAUUAUUUAAAGAAUGAAUACAGAUACAGGGAACAAUAUACUAUCAAAUAUGAGUUCUGCAAUUUAUUGAGUUACUGGCUGUAUGGACAGUUAGUAAAUAUGUGUAAUGAAAACAAAUGUGAUCCUAAAAUUAUUUAUAAAAAAAUUAGCCGUAUAUUUUCUACGUCUUUUCAUUAUAUUCAAAGUGUAUACAAUUUUUACAAUUGUGAAUUAGAUCCUUAUAUAAAUUCACACGAUGAUUGGGAAAAGAGAAAGAAAUUAUAUGAUUACUGCCAGGACUGUGAAACGAUUAAGGAAAUGUACCAAAAUAAUAAAGAAUAUUGCGAACGAUAUAAUAUCUACCUUCUUGAUAUAAUCAAACUAUAUGAUGAUUUUAAGACAUCUUGUACCUAUAGAAGCGGAACUGAAUGCCCAGUAACUUAUGACAAAUUUUAUAAAUGCACUCCCGAAAAAUUACUACAAUAUUAUAGCUGCCAAGCAGAAGAGGUAGAAGAAGAUGAAGAUCCAACAGCAGACACAUAUAAAGAAGACAGUCAAACAGAAUUUUCAUCACCUGAACAAAAUAUUCCUAUAAAUGAACAAAAUAAUAUUUUAAGUUCUAGACUUAAAGCGAUAUCAUCUGAUGAACGCAAUUUAAUGAAUUAUAAUAACAAUUCUCUAAAAAUAUUUGGUAAUAUCCUUCUAGGAGUAAUUGUCACUUCGUUACUUGUGGGUGCUUUAUAUAAAGUAAAUACGUUUACAGCCAUAGGUAAUCAGCUACGAAAUACCAUUGUAUAUAGAAAAAAUAAAACAAAUCAUCUAAAUAAAGAAAGAAAUAAAUUACUUAAUGAUACAUCAGAAUAUCUUAACCCUUAUUAUGAAGAUAUGCAAAAUUAUUAUGUAUGGUACAGCACUGCGUAA
Plasmodium gonderi is the source of this 1077-nucleotide messenger RNA. Its product is annotated as variable surface protein. The record is from RefSeq and is a predicted model, not a curated record. The transcript is spliced from 3 exons. Bases 1 to 1077 code for a protein of 358 amino acids. NCBI's taxonomy places the organism in Eukaryota, Apicomplexa, Aconoidasida, Haemosporida, Plasmodiidae.